Molecule: messenger RNA, 1007 nt
Organism: Amphibalanus amphitrite
Lineage: Eukaryota; Metazoa; Arthropoda; Thecostraca; Balanomorpha; Balanidae
Product: mucin-19-like
Exons: 2
Coding region: 92-676 (194 amino acids)
Source: RefSeq, a predicted model, not a curated record
GCGGCGGCGCCGGUUACCGACACUCAGCUACCUGGCAGCACACACACACACACACACACACCACCACCACCAACCCCUCUAAUCCGACAGAAUGUUCCGCUCCGGUCUGGUGCUGCUGGCGGUGACGGCCUGCGCCGUGGCGCGGCCGCAGCAGCGGCUGACGCCCGUCCCGUUCCCGGUGCCCCAGUCGUCGGGCCAGUCGACCAGCGGCGUGGUCAAGGGCGAGACGUUCGUCCCUGGCGGCUCCUCGGUCCUCACUCAGCAGCAGGCGGAAACCGGCGGCCAGGCGGCCAACGGCGGCUUCAACCAGGGCUCAGCCGGCGCCUCCACCGUCGGCUUCAGCAACCUGUUCUCGCAGGGCAGCAACUCGCAGACGAGCGCCGUCUCCAACCAAGGCUCUAACCCGGUGCUGCCCGGCUUCCCCUUCCCCCCGCUCCCCGGGUUUGGCACGGCCGCCGGUACCGCCGGCAGCCAGCUGACGCAGGGCAAGACCACCGGACCGGACGGCAGCCAGACCACCAUCACGCAGCUGGGCUCCUCGGCCGGCGGCAGCGCCACCAACGGCGGCAUCAGCACCAACCAGGCCUCCGGCAGCGUCACCGACGUUAACACGCCGUUCGGCUCCCAGACCAGCAGCAACGUGAACGCCGAGUCCAACCAGAGCACCGGCCGGUAGGCCGCCGCCUGGCCUAGUCUGGUCUGGUCUGGCACGCCUCGGCUAUGGAGCAACUCCCGGGACGCCGCGGAAGGGCGUCACAAAGGCACAGGGCAGGGUGAGCCGGUAACCUCUUGGUGACCUGUUCCUCUGCCAAGUCAACAUCGCUGUUUGAAACGAGCCAGUGGGCCCAACUGCAUUCAGAAACUAUUGUUAUUGUCUGAGAUUAUUUCAUGUUUGUAACAUUGUCAGCUUUGACGGGCCGUGAGCUUCAUUGUUUCGAUUGAAUCAAUGCCUAUGGGAAAUAUGUGAAUAAAGACAAGAAUGUGAAAUAAACACAUGGUAAAAUCAA